CCCGACCUCGCCGGAUAAAACGGCCGAGAGAAGGAAAGCGCCGACCCGCGGCCCCGCUGGCACCGGUCCUCCGAACAAGCCGCGGCCGAGCGCGGGGCCCGGCAGCCGGGGGGUGGGACGCGGAAGUGCCGCGGCCGGCGGUGCUGCCCGGCAGGAGGGCGGGAGACGGGAGCGCUCUCCAGGGGCGGGCACCGUGGCGGCGCGGCACAGGAUGCUGGGGCUGGCGGCGGGGCUACUGGCGGCAGCCGCCGUGGCGCUGCUGCUGGACUGGUACGGGCCGUCGGGGGCGCCGCCGGCCGCGGGGCAGCGCCGCCGCUGGGCCCCGCAUCCCGCCCCCGGCGCGGCGGCCGCCGGCCUGCUGUGGGUCGUGCAGGUGUCAGAUAUUCAUAUCAGCAAAUUUUGGGAUCCCAAACGAGCUCCCGACUUCGAAAAAUUCUGUUCUGAAACAAUUGACAUAAUUCAACCCGCACUUGUUCUAGCAACAGGUGACCUGACAGAUGCUAAGACAAGAGAUAAACUGGGGUCUGAGCAGGUAGAAGAAGAGUGGAAAACUUACCAGUCAAUCCUGAAGAGAUCAAGAGUCAUGGAAAAAACCAAGUGGAUAGACAUCAAAGGGAAUCAUGAUUCAUUCAACAUUCCACACCUGGAUAGCGUUCAGAAUUAUUACAGGAAAUACUCUGCCUGGCGUAAAGAUGGCUCUUUCCAUUACAUCCACACUACCUCCUUUGGGAACUAUUCAUUCAUCUGCGUGGAUGCCACACUCAGCCCAGGCCCUAAGAGACCCUAUAAUUUCUUUGGGAUUUUAAACACGAAUCAAAUGGCAGAGCUAUCUUUGAUGGCAACAGAAAGUCUGCACAGCAACCAUACUAUCUGGUUUGGCCAUUAUACCACCUCAACAAUCAUCUCCCCAGCCCCAGGAAUACGAACAUUAAUGAGUUCUGCCACAGCCUAUUUAUGUGGACAUCUCCAUACAAUGGGUGGGCUUAUGCCAGUGUUGCACAGUCAGCACCGUGGUGGCACUCUGGAACUCGAACUGGGAGACUGGAUGGAUAAUAGAAAGUACCGGCUCCUUGCAUUUGACCACGACCUCCUUAGUUUUGCAGAUCUUAACUUUGAAGAAUGGCCUGUAGUUCUCAUCACCAAUCCCAAGUCCUUCCUUUACAGCAGUUCUACUCAUGAACCAUUAGUCAAAAUCCUUCAUUCCACUCAUAUCAGAAUUCUGGCAUUCUCUCCUUCUGUCAUUGUCUCCGUCAAAGUCUACAUAGACAGAGUUCACUUGGGGAAUGCGCAUCAGGUGUCUGGUCCUCUCUAUGUGCUGAAGUGGAGCCCACAAAACUACAGUGAAGGGUACCAUCACAUAGAUGUGACUGUCCAGGAUGCUUCGGGAAGAAUUGGCACGCGGGGCCAUAUAUUUGCUAUGGAAGAAAACCUCUCUCUUAGAUUUGACUUUUGGCCAUCUGUGAUUCUUCUCACUGACCACUAUGUUUUAGCUCGUGUGCUCUUUGGACUGAUUGUGCUGAUUCAGAUCACCUUGCUUGUUGUUUUCAGAUACCUCCAAAAGCCAGUACUCAAAGAAAAGCCAGGAUUAUUUACUCUGACUUCAUACUCUCUUCAUGUCUUCAGUAAAACAAACACCUUCUAUUACUCAAUUCUGGUUCUGAAUUUAUACACCAUUCUGGGACCGUGGUUUGUAGGUGAACUGAUAGAUGGCCAGUGGGGGGCCUGUUUUUCCUUUGGGGUGUUCGUUGGUGGUUCCUUCUUACAGGGCAGUGUGACAUUUGUGGUUGGGAUUUUGCAGAUGUUGUUUUUCAACCUGCCAUUAAUGGCCUAUCUGUGCUGGUGCCUGUUUUUGCGAUGCCGGGGUCACAGCUUCCGCUCUCACAUCCGUCACGUCCGACGCCUCACGGCUGUGCUUGUUCACCUGGCGAUGGCACUCCUCCUGGCCUGGCAGGUCUAUUCCUGCUACUUCCUACAACGAACCUAUGGGACCUUGGCUUUCUUCCUCUCCCCAAUGAGAAUGUGGCUGGUGGCACUGACCUCAGCUCUCAUUUAUAAAACCUGGACACUGAAAUCAUCUGAGCUCAGAACUUACAUAGUAGAAAUGAAAAACUGUCAGAGCUCCUGAAGUACAGUAUAAUUAUUCCAAAUUCUUUGUCUUAAAAACUGUCGAGGUACAACCUAUCGUUUUGUGAUGCUGGAAUUCCAUGCAGCUCAACCACUAGGUAGUAAGAUCUGAAGUUGCACCUGCACUGCUACAGAACUGUAUUAAAUAGUAAAUGUACAACAAGAUGUAGUACAUAGUUUUCUUGUAUUAUACCAUAUACUGUAUAAUAUAUGUUAUACAAUACAGUUGCACAUUCAGUCAAAUGUAUAAUAGUGGGUUCUUUGUGAUACAGAACAUGGAUAUGUCUGGACAUGUUUGUCUAUUACUGUGAAUGGAAAAAUAUUUUUGAUUUAUUAAAAUUUUUAUUUUUAUAAUGCUGGGAAAAGUGAGCAUAAAUCUUGAUAAUGAGCUUCAGGAUUUUUGCUGAACUUUGAUUUUUAUUUCAAGAUUUACAAGAUUUUUACAAGAAUAACUACAAGACUAGACCAGAUGUCUUUAUGAAGUAAUAGUGGUUGCAGAGGUGCUAUGGUGGCCUUCACAGUAAGAGUCCUAUGCUUAUACAUUUUCAGUGCAUAAUGCUAUAUACAAGCAGAUUAUAGGCUGUUAGGUGUGUAUAUGUGUGUUUGUGGUCGUGUUUACCUGAGCUGUGGCCUAUUGCUCUUGUUUCCAAUUCUCCCACACCUGACCAGUGAAAAGACAGUGAAAGAUCAAUGUUGCUGGGAUUUUCACCUGUAGUCAGAGUUCAACGUCAAAGGGAGACCAUGUCCUCAGGAUGGGAGAUCCUGGAGGAACUAUGUGGUCUGGUGCCUACAAUGUCUGUAACUGAGCAGGUCAGGCUUGUGUUUCUGAGUCUCAGUCAAAUGCACUGAAGAGUGACCUAAGGGAACUCCUUUUUUUGUUUUCACUUUUUUUGAAGUCCAAAAAUGAUAGUACAAUUAGUUACAUUUAUGAAGAAUGCAAGGAUCCAGAGCCAAGAGAGCCAAGGUGCCUUGAUUUGUAAAGGAAAACACUGGGUUGCUUUACAGAAGACUGCUGUGAGUAGAAUAUUUAAAAUACUUCAGGUAAUAUUACAGUAAUUUAUUUAUGGCUCCUCAAAAGAAAAAGGAGAGGUAACUUACUUAGGGCACCUGUGACUGUAGUAGAACAUAGGAAAAUAAACUGAAUUGGAAGAAAAUGUUGACUACAACAAAGACUUUUUGUUAUUUCUAAAAGAUGACAGUUUUCCUACUCUUUGUGUUCUUCAAUGACUGAUGAUUAUAAUAGAGCUCUCAUUUGCAUAAGUUAAAUACACUGUUAAGACAAUACAGAAUGUCAUUUGUUGCUACAUAAGUUUGUUUUGCAAAGCUGUUAGAAAAUCAGAGGCAGGGCACAAAAUGUAUUUGUGAGAAAUGCUACUGAAAAAUUAAUAAUGACAUUUCACAAUUACUUUUAUGUGAUAAGGGAGCCUAAGAACUGGCAAUAAAAUACUUCGUAUUUCUACCCUGUGACAA
This is a messenger RNA of Pseudopipra pipra, 3594 nucleotides long. It is a transcript of the gene TMEM62, whose product is annotated as transmembrane protein 62. Gene Ontology annotation, molecular function: hydrolase activity. The record is from RefSeq and is a predicted model, not a curated record. The transcript has 14 exons. Lineage: Eukaryota; Metazoa; Chordata; Aves; Passeriformes; Pipridae. The coding region runs from base 212 to 2125 and encodes 637 amino acids.